CCCGAGUGCACGCACACGGCCUUUGAGUGUCAAACUUCCGAGUCCUAGAGCUAGGAUUCUUUAUCAAAAACCUGUCGAUGUAUUCGCCUGAAUUAUCCUUAAAACGUUCACUUUUGGAGGUUUCUAGUAACUCUUUGAAAGUUUGUCGGUGUAUUUGAGGCCUGGACAAACUGACAAUCCAAUGUAUCGGACAUGGCAACAGUUCCUCGCGCUUAUGGGUUUAUUCGCAGUGCCAGGUGUGCUGCGAGUCGUUGGGAUGGAGAUUUUCACAUCCAAGGAGGUGGAGGCGUUGAACGGGACAGAAGUGAGAUUGAAGUGCACCUUUAAGUCCAAACACCCAGUGUCCCACUCCUCUGUGGCUGUCUCCUGGAACUUCCGUCCCCUGAACCAGGGAGCUGAGGAGUCGGUGUUUUACUACCAGGAGAUGGCAUACCCCCCUACAGAGGGGCGGUUUAAGGGCCAUGCAGUGUGGUCAGGGGACAUCCUGAGACAGGACGCCUCCAUCAGUCUGCAUGAAGUCCCCUUCACCUUCAACGGGACCUACACCUGCCAGGUCCGCAACCUGCCCGACGUCCACGGCAUCAAUGGAGAGGUCACCCUCAGGGUUGUCCACAAAGUCUCCAUCUCUGAUAUAGGCAUCCUGGCUGCAGCCAUCGGGGGAUCCAUCGCCAUCGUCCUGGUGCUGCUGGGUCUCUUCAUGGUGUUCAAGUACCGCAACCGCCAUGCCAACACAGACAUGGAGCUGCAGGGGAGGAAACUGCAGGAAACCAGAGAGCUGCAGGAGAGAGAGCUACAGGCCAGGGUUCUACAGGAGAGAGAGUUGCAGGCCAACAUCCUACAGGAGAAAAAGCUGAAGGCCAGUGAGAAGGAGCGUAAGGACCCUACAGUGUGGUGAUGGGUCAGGGGUCAGGGGCGUGUCUCCCUCUCUACCUCUGCUGACUGGUGUGGGGAGGCGUUCUGUCAGGACGGACUGGUCUCUGACUGGAGGGGCUGGCCAGUCCAGGACCACUAUUUUGGAUGGACUGAUGCAUUUUUUUGGUCGGUGUCCUUCUUUCUUCUACCCUCCACUCAUCCCUCCCUCAAUAUGAGUAUUAGGGAUCUCUGUACAUUCCACUAGUUUUAAUGUCAGGUACUGUUUUAUGAACUUAAUGUUUUUUACAGACAACUAUGUGAUUGGGUUGACUGUGCCAUCCCAGGAUAUACAGUAUUUUCUUUUCAAAUGUAAAACCCCCCCAAAAAAACAUCACUUAUCAGAAUGCUAACAAAAUGCAAAAAGUACUAAGGAAUCCCCAUAGCGGAUGCUAGGUAAAUGCUAACGAACGCUUGCGAACAUUUUACUAUUAACAAACCAGCUCCUAAAGUUGUAUCUCGAAAUGCAGCAUGCACAAAAUAUAUAUUAGACAGCAGGGAUCUUAUUUCAGGACGGGAUCGUGUCUGCUGCUGUUACCAAGAAGCUUGAUCUUGCAAGCUAAGGGUAGCCACUUAGCUGGCAUUAGUAAAGUAGCAGGACCCAGCUGGAAAUAAUUUAUUUGGUACAUCUUAGAUAGUUAACUUAGUAGUUAUAAGAUGCAUAGCUGGCAAACAGCUGUAACUUGAUCACUUCACUUAAGUUGUGCUGUAGGGGUGACUCACCUCAUGAAGCUCCCAUUUUGCUCAUCGUCUAUCUUUGUAAACAAACACACUUGACUUGCUCAAACAGCUGUUUUGGGAACUAGUACUGGUAAGCUUCAUAAUGGUUAACACUUUCUGCUUUAUCUAUUACCUAGUGCACAAGUUGAAUGCAGGUUUUUAUUUAAAAAGUACUAAUAUUCAAAUUUAUAAAAACAAAAAACAUUAUUGACAGUAUUGUAAAAUCAUACUGAUGUUGUUUCGAAAUACCCCGGGAUACGGUAUAUACGGCGUACCGCCAAAUCCUACUAUGUGAUUGUAUUUUGACUAUGUAGUAUGAUGACUACUCUUAUUAGAUAUGGCUGAAAUGACACCAGCAGCAGUCUCUUGAUGUGGUGGCAUCUGUUUCAUUACAUUUGGUUUGGUAGCCAUUUUGUUCUAAAUUCAUUUACAGAAUUAUUUUAACACUUGAAUAAUCAACAUUAUAACUGAGCUAAUGGCCCAAACAUUCAUUUGGGAAUAAUGUAAAUAUAUUUGGCAGCAGAUUUGUGAGUGUGUUCUAUGGUUAUGAUUAAGGUCCCGUUGUGAAUUUUGUCAGUGAAACCCUUUUAAAUUUUUAAAAACCUGUUCUAUCUGGGGUAGGCUACAGUAAGGGCUAGUGCUGGUGAAAGCCCUGUAUCUAGGGGUGGCUAAGGGCUAAGCUCAAGGUAAAUAGGGCUGGUGGAAGCUUUCCUGGGCCAGGAGCUUUCAGUGAAAGCACUCCUGCUUCCUGCAACAAUGACAGCAUAAAUGACUGCCUAUUACUGCUGGACAUAAAACUGUCAAUCACCUUUGAAUGCAGAAGAAGAACCCCACAAUUCCAAGAAGCCUGUUUUCCAUGUGUUAUGUAGUUUUUGUGAUCUGAUGUGCCCAACGUGUCCAUUGAAGGAAGCCGUUCCAUCUGUCUCUUUCUGGGUCCAUGCUGAGGAUCAUGGGUGUUGUGGUCUCAAAGGUUUCCCCCUUCUUUCUUACUCUGCCUAUGGAAAUCUGGUACAUCAAUGCAGGGCCCUCGCUGCUGUCCAAAUCCAUACACUAUCGCGCGCGCGCGCGCGCGUGUGUGUGUGUGUGUGUGUGUGUGUGUGUGUGUGUGUGUGUGUGUGUGUGUGUGUGUGUGUGUGUGUGUGUGUGUGUGUGUGUGUGUGUGUGUGUGUGUGUGUGUGUGUGUGUGUGUGUGUGUGUAGAGGAUGACUAAGCCAGGUACAGAUAGGGCUGGAAAAGCCUCGAGCAAAGAGGGUGGAAUGUUAGCAGUAAAGCUUUAAUUGGCCACAAUUAGACCAAAUAUCAAUAUUGGCAGGUUCAAUGAGUGUAUAGUACUCAAUCCUUUUAUUUUCAUCAUAAUGACGUAGCUAUUGAUUUUGGUGGUUAAAUUGAUUAUGCGUCUUCACCUACUGAUGAGACUGGAAGAGCUAUGUGAUCUGAAUGACACUGGAGGUCAAGGCUGUAUUAUGUUUGAAUCUUCCUCAUCUGAUGCACAUAGACAUGGAUUGUGACUGUGAUGGCCAUGUUGUAUCCCACUGUGCUGAGAGAGAGAGAACGAACACUCCUAACAGUGUUUGAGAGAUGGUCAUAUGGUCCUACCCGGUGGAUCCUGCCGCUCAUUCCUACAGUACACAAGUAUGGCUUUCAGUUUAGGAGAAACAUGAAGAUGUCACUGGCCCAAACAUGAAGACAUCAUCAGUCCAUUCUAGCCGGAGACGAGGUGCUGGUUCAGGUCUCCUGCCUUUUGGCUCUACAGUUAUCUGAUGUCUGUCCUAUCUGAUCAAAUCCUGCCUCCAGCCAGCCCCAUAACACCCUAUGGUGUUGACUGGAAACUGCGUUCUCCUGAUCAAAUCAAAUGUUAUUUUUCACAUGUUUAGUAAACAACAGGUGUAGACUAACAGUGAAAUGCUUACUUAUGGGUCCUUCCCAACAAUGCAUAGAGAAAAAUAAUAGAAAUAGAAAGGCCAGUUGGACAUGCUGCCAAAUUUUCUAAAAUGACGUUGGCGGCGGCUUAUAGUAAGGAAAUUAACAUUAAAUUCUCUGGCAACAGCUCUGGUGGACAUUCCUGCAGUCAGCAUGCCAAUUGCACACUCCCUCAAAACAUGAGAUAUCUUUCGACACAACUGUUUCAUAGAGUGUUAGAUGUCGAGUAUCUCCCCAGAUUGCUUAGUGACCAUUCUCCUCUGGUAUUAUCAAUCUCCAUUCCUACCAAGGUAAAUGGAGCAUAUAGAUGGAGACUAAAUUCUACACUCCUAAAGCAACCUGAAUUUUGUGCAUUCAUCAAAGAGCAGAUCAAUAUUUUUACUUUGACAAACAAACCCUCUGCUCCUGACAGCUUCAUUCUUUGGGACACAUUGAAGGCCUAUCUGAGGGGACAGAUUAUUUCCUAUACUAAAGGGCUGAAGAAAAAACACGGUGCGGAACUGAGUGCCCUUGAAUCUGAAAUCUCAGAGCUAGAGAAAACCUACCAAAGAGGCCCGACUAAAGAUCUAUACAGGCUUUUGGUAAAUAAAAAACUUAAAUAUAAUAUUCUGAACACAUAUCAAGCUGAGAGGGCCAUCACUAAAUCAAAACAGCGUUAUUAUGAGCUUGGAGAGAAAGCUCACAAAGUAUUGGCAUGGCAACUGAAAGCAGAGGAAAGUAAGAGGACAAUUAAUGCCAUAGAAACUCUUACUAAUGAGAUAUCUUUCGACCCUACUGAAAUUAAUAAUACUUUUAAGAAAUACUAUGAAGACCUCUACACUUCCCAAUCAAGCGAUGAUCUAUCAGAGAUUGACUCCUUUCUCUCCUCUCUCAACCUCCCAUGCUUGUCAGGGGAAGACAGCGAGCGCCUGAGUGAACACUUCUCAGUUCCUGAAUUGUUGGAGGCCAUUAAAUCCUUACCUUCUAAUAAAUCUCCUGGGGAGGAUGGCUUCCCUCCAGAGUUCUAUAAAGAAUUUAAGGAGCUGUUGGUCCCCUACCUUAUGGAGGUACUUAAAAAAGCCAGAGAAGACAACUGCUUUCCAGAGUCCUUCACUCAAGCAGUGAUUACUGUAAUCCACAAGAAAGGGAAAAACCCGCUAAAGUGUGCCUCCUAUAGACCAAUCUCUCUCCUUAACACAGAUUGUAAACUGGUCACCAAGAUGCUAUCUAAGAGACUGGAGUCAUGUCUUCCCCUGUUGGUCAACCCAGAUCAGACUGGCUUCAUAAUUAAUAGAUUGUCCUCCAAUAAUCUCAGAAGGUUCUUUGAUAUAAUUCACCUUGCUAACAAAAACAAAAUACCUAGUGUCGCAGUCUCCCUCGACGCUGAAAAGGCCUUUGAUAGGGUUGAAUGGCCAUACCUCUUUCGCGUCUUGGAAAAGUUCGGUUUAGGUACCGUGUUUGUAAAUUUGAUAAAAUCACUCUACAAAUCUCCUAAAGCUAGGAUUGCUACCAAUGGGAUUACUUCCUCUUCUUUCCCUCUUUAUGGGGGAACAGACAAGGUUGCCCAAUUAGCCCCCACCUCUUUGCCCUCGCCAUCGAACCGUUGGCUGAGGCUAUUAGAACGUGCCCUGACAUACAUGGCUUUGGGGUGGGCCCCCAUACCCAUAAAUUAUCACUCUUUGCGGACGACCUUAUCUUAUUUCUAACAAACCCAGAACACUCCCUCUCUCACUUGCAGAUCCUACUACAGUGUUAUAGUUCUUUCUCUGGAUAUAAGGUCAAUUUUGAUAAAAGCGAAAUCUUACCGUUGUCUGUCUUUGACCAUCAAGCACAAGUUUCCUUUUAGAUGGUCGCCUAUGGGCUUCACAUAUUUGGGCAUAAUGGUGGAUGGUAAUCUGAACAACCUCUAUAAACUCAAUCUGGCCAGUUUGUUGCAAAAGGUGGAGGUUGACCUUUGUAAAUGGAUGGACUUACCUCUCACUCUACUGGGUAGAAUCAAUGUAAUUAAAAUGAAUGUCCUGCCCAGGUUUCUAUAUCUGUUUCAAUCUCUCCCUAUCCCUGUUCCCGCAGCAUUUUUUCCAUCUCUCGACAAGCUGACCAGACGGUGUAUCUGGCACGGCAAAACCCCUAGGGUUGGCCUGGAUAAACUGACCCUUGAUUACAGUCAAGGGGGCUUAAACCUCCCCAAUUUUAGAAUGUACUACUGGGCUGCACAGUCUAGGUUUGACAAUGGGGCGGCAGGGUAGCCUAGUGGUUAGAGCGUUGGACUAGUAACCGAAAGGUUGCAAGUUUGAAUCCCCGAGCUGACAAGGUACAAAUCUGUCGUUCUGCCCCUGAAUUUGUUCUUAACUGACUUGCCUAGUAAAAUAAAGGUAAAAAAAUAAUAAAUGGUCCCUCUCCCUCAUGGUUGAACAUUGAAAAGCUUGAGGUAAAUGAUGACACUGGGGUAGAUUUGUUUUACAAAUGGGACAGAAAAUCUAUAAAAACCAUCACAGACAACCAGACUUUAAUCAUACAUUCUGUCCUGGCAUGGUGCAAACUGCAUGAGCUGUUCGGACGAGGGGGAUUCCUUUCCCCUAAAACCCCUUUAUGGAACAAUAGAUUGAUCCCUAUGUUUUUCCAGAAUAGUAACUUUAGACCAUGGUCUGAUAAGGGGAUCACUCUUCUGGAACAUUGUUACGGGGAGGGAGUUCUUAUGUCUUUUGAUCAGCUGAAACAGAAAUACCACUUGCCUAACAGGGACUUCUUUAGCUACCUACAACUACGAAACUUUAUUAGGGUGACUCUCAAGGGACAAUGGAACCUACCUAAGAUGUCACCUAUUGAACAACUCUGCCACGCAGACCAACCACUGUUCAAGACCAUUUCCCGUGUUUACAAUGUUCUUAUGUCAGGACUAACACUGCCUGGGCUAGAUAAACCCUGACUUAGAUGGGAGAAAGAUCUGGGUAUUGAUCUUGAUGAGGAUCUAUGGAGUGACCUAUGCAGGGAUGGUGUUACAUCCACAUUGAACUCCAGAUACAGACUGAUCCAGUUUAAUUUCCUCCAUCAGCUCUAUAUCACCCCAUCUAGACUGCACAAGUUCAACCCAGAUAUCUCCUCCCUAUGUUUUAGAUGUGGCUCAGAUGAAGGAACAUUCCUCCAUUCCACUUGGCAGUGUUCAAAACUACAUGGUUUCUGGCAGGGGGUAUGCGAUACCAUAUCCUCAAUUCACGGGGUUGCAUUCCCUUUAGACCCGGAGGUCUGUCUACUGGGUAACUUUACUAACACCAAUCUUAGGCAAAGCCAUACUAUAAAGCUAACAGAAAUAUUGCUAGCGAUUGCCAAGAAAUGUAUUGCCUUGAAAUGGAAAUUGGAUUCCUCCCUGCCAGUUGCAAUGUGGCUAUCGGAAGUUAAUAGUUGUAUCCCUUUGGAGAAAAUCACUUACUGCUUGAGGAAUAAGUUAAAGAUAUUUUACAGAAUUUGGCAACCUUUUAUUGACUAUAUGGAGAAUCUCCCCCCACAUCUCAUUGAUUGAAUCUAUAUAUAAUCCUCACAUAAUGUUUCACACGUAACGUAUAAUAUGUAGCCUACGGCAGGUGAUCCAAUGUCUCGUUAUUUUUUUCUUUUCUUUUUUUUCUUAUUGUAUGUUUGUUUAUAUAAUUAUAAUUAUUUUUUAUUUUUGUUACGCUCGUCUGUUACUGUCACUUUGUCCUAUCGUUGUCUAAUAUCUUUUCACUUUUGUUUUGAAUGUUCUUAAUUGGAAAAUGCAAAAAAACAAUUAAAAAGAAACAACAAAAAAACAUGA
Messenger RNA from Oncorhynchus nerka (sockeye salmon), 7315 nucleotides. Its product is annotated as myelin protein zero-like protein 2. Gene Ontology annotation, biological process: cell-cell adhesion. The transcript has 4 exons. Gene Ontology annotation, cellular component: plasma membrane. The record is from RefSeq and is a predicted model, not a curated record. Lineage: Eukaryota; Metazoa; Chordata; Actinopteri; Salmoniformes; Salmonidae. The coding region runs from base 182 to 895 and encodes 237 amino acids.